Saprolegnia diclina VS20 is the source of this 2457-nucleotide messenger RNA. RefSeq lists its product as hypothetical. NCBI's taxonomy places the organism in Eukaryota, Oomycota, Saprolegniomycetes, Saprolegniales, Saprolegniaceae. The record is from RefSeq and is a predicted model, not a curated record. Bases 6 to 2324 code for a protein of 772 amino acids. The transcript has 5 exons.
CUUCGAUGGAGAGCGCGAUCGCAGUGCCCGUGCCCUUGGCCACCCUUGUCCGUUCAUCUUUCGCUGAAUCGCCCGACAACACGCAGCAUGACGCAUCGUACGUUGUCGACGUGGACGUCAAGGAAACCAAAUGGCUACUCGCCUCCUGGACAUCGCGUCAAAUCGUGCUCACGGCCAAAGCACUUGAAGUGUUUGACGGCGACAAACUCCAGUGGGCGUGCAAUACGACUGCCUGCACAACGCGUAUCCUCGAUGCGCUCGAUACCACGCGGCGCUUCCCAUUCGAGCUCUGUGAACACGGCAAGACACGCGCCGUCAUCAAUGUGCCCACAGCGUCGGCGCGAGACGAGCUCCUCGAAUGCUUGUACGCAGCCUCGAGCGGCGUUGCAUGGCCAUCGCGCGUCGACGACUGGACACGCUUUCUCUCGGUGGCGCGCCGCAUCAAAGAAUCCCGUCCCAAGGGACCGGCGGUGCCCAAGUGCAAUGUGAGCAUCGAUCUCGUCCAGCGCCAUCUUGAAGGCAUCAUUGACGUCUACACCGUCACAGGCAGCUUCACCGACAUUGUCGACGUCUACAGCUAUUUUUUGGAACAAGAACGGCUUUACGUGGCCGGCGGCGCCACCAACUUUGCACACACUGUGCAUCGACUGCACCCCGUCGACUUGUAUGCUAGCAAGAAUGAGCCGUCGCUCACGCCGCUCGCCGAUGUCGUCAGCACCUGCGCCCACUGCAACGCGUCGCUGCCGCCAGCCAUCUCGUUUCAAAUGCACAUUUUGCUGCAGCCCGUCAUGUGCCCCGCGUGCGACGGCCCGCUUUUGUACGAGACGUACAAGGUAUUGGCGUUUCUGGCCGCAUACCCCGGUGUCCUGGCGCGCUUUCCCGGUGUCACGGCGACGCGAUAUGGCGCGAGGCUCCACACGCCCCCCGGGGUGCCCCGUGACGGUCACUUCGCAACGUUCUUUGCUGCCUUGCUCGACAUGGUCUUGAGUUGCGAACACUCGGUUGAGCUUGGUGCGCCUAGCUUGCGCACGAGUCUUUGCAAGCUCGCCAAUACAAUCGAUCAACAAGCGGUCGGCGCCUACUCGAUCGACCUUGUCCAAGCCAUGUUCCGGCAACUCGACUAUAUCAACAAGAUGGUACCCCACACCGAGUACUGGAAGCAUCCCGAGGUGGUGGCCGCGGCCAUCGUGCGCUACGAGCAGUUUAUGUACCUCCUCGGCAAGCGCUCGCGCAACGAACGCGAUCUCAAAACGGCGUUGACCAAGCUGUAUAAAGCGCUCGACAGCGAUCCGAAAGGCUCAGCGUGCGCCAAGCUGCUCGAGUCGUCGUCGUCGCCACCUUCGGCCACGCUGCGUUCGCUCUUUUCCGAGCUGCUUCAGGACCAGACCCUUCGCUCUAUGAUCCCGGCGCUUGUGUACCGCUUUACGCGCUGCAGCAAAGACGAUGUCACGGCGAUCACCAACUUUGCGAUUCAAAUCGAUAUCGAUGACAACACGCCGAGUCCAUCUGACAGUUACCGGUCCACCAUGCUGUACAAGCUCAUCGUGAGCUCUGAGCUCUGGCGGACGCCCACGGAAUCCUACGACACGCUCAAGAAGACGUUCAUGAACACACUCAUCGGCAGCAACGUGGCGAGCUUGGUGACCACCUACUGCAUUGCCAGCGGCGGCAGUGACCCCAAUUGUGCUCAAGAACGCGCGCCGAGCAACAGCUACAAGUGGCAGUACUUGCGCGAUACCUACUACGACGUGCCGAUCACGAUUCCCAAGGGUACCAGCGUCCUGCUGAUGAGUGGGCUCCUGGAUCCGCAGACCGCUGCGAGAGGCGCUCGCAACCAGUACGACAGCUUUAUCGGGUCGGCCAAACGCCUGGUCGAGUUCAACUACUCGGCCCACGGCACCAUCGUCAACACGCCCGUAACGACAAAGGGCGGAGCUCCGUGCGCAGCCCAACUCGUCGCGUCGUUUGUGACGGUUGACGGUGACGUGACGGCGCUCGAUACGAGCUGCCUCGCGACCGUUGCCCCCAUGAGCUUUGCGAUCAAGCCAUCCCUGGCCAAGUCCUAUUUGGCGACAGACGAUAUCUACGACGGUGUGCCCACCGAAAAGUUUACAGCGGCGUCAACUCAGGCGCCGGGGACGUCUGCGGGAGACGGCCCGGCGACGACCAGCGACACGGUUGCCUCGGGCUACAAGACCGCAGUGAUCAUUGGCUAUGUGCUUGUGGCGGGUCUCGUCGUCGUCCUGCUCGUGCUCGUGCUUCGGCAGCGAAAGAAGCAGCAACAAGCGCACAGCACGCUCUAUGUCGAGCCAACGCCAGCUUAAGUUCGACCCAGUGUCGAUAUUUGGCUACUCCCACCUUACCACACUUUAUAGCUAUUGCAUCGACCGUGGAAUGAUAUCGAAUCAACCCUGUAUGCGCUGUCGAGCAUAGUUAAAAGUAAGAGGCAUGGACGAC